Conger conger (European conger) is the source of this 1918-nucleotide messenger RNA. RefSeq names its product cdc42 effector protein 3. The transcript is spliced from 2 exons. The record is from RefSeq and is a predicted model, not a curated record. The coding region runs from base 668 to 1246 and encodes 192 amino acids. NCBI's taxonomy places the organism in Eukaryota, Metazoa, Chordata, Actinopteri, Anguilliformes, Congridae.
AGCACUCCACCUGCUUGUUUGAUUCCUCUACGUCCAUCUUCAAGAGUCGUUGUAAAAUGGGACUUAUGGUAUAAGUGACGUGGACUGAGACACUUUGAACGCUGGGUGGACCCGGCGGCUGCUGACUAAGGAAGUUGACUCAAAGGCGGUGCGGGGUUUGAGGAAUACGCUUUCAAAGGCGGGAGGGAUAAAGCGCUUAGCCAGUGUAGACCGACAUCAGGUGAGCCGCAGCGUUUGUCAUCAACAGCCGGAGCUUCACUUAGCGGCGGUGACUGUUACUGAGACACAGGUUGUGACACCAUUUCAAAUUUGGCAGUUUCUCUGUUCACGCAACAGUAGAACAAGCCCCAUCACGUCAAGAGAAAUGCUCUCAGCGUGUGCAGGUAUCUGUCUGCUCCUGGCUUCCUGACAGACUCACCUGUAGGUACGGGAGAAGGACGCCUAAUGCCGAGAUUCAGGUAAGCUCUGGCGGAUUGUGAAUUUCUUUCACUGCGAAAACCGAAGUGGAAUACCUUUCUAACGUACAGUGCUUCUUUCUGAUGCCUGGACACACCUGUCUUGAACAGCGAUGCUGCCCCAGGUACGAUGGACCUCGGUUUCUGAGCUACCCCCUUUCCACUAACUUCUGUCCUCGGAGGUAACCGAGUCGCUGGCCGAGCAUCCGAAGAUGCCCUUUAAAAACUCUCUUUACCGCAAGGCCAGCUUCGCGCGCUGGUCCAGGAAGCAGCCGAAGAGGCGGGAGCUGGUGUCAGUCAACAUGAUCAGCCUACCGCUGGGCGACUUCCGCCACUUGGCUCACAUUGGGGCGCAAGCCUGCCACGACAGCUUCGGAGACCUGUCCUUCCUCAAGAGCGGCCACAGCCUCUUCCGACAGAGCUCCCAGAGCGAGCAGAACCUCUUCCUGGCCUGCGCGCCGCCGCCCAAGCCUCCCCGCCUCAACCUGGAGGAGACAGACGCCCAGACCGGCCCCGCCUGGGAAGGCCAGCGCUACCCCAGCCAGAGGCAGAAGAAGUGUAGUUCCAUGCCCCUGCUGGACUGCGACGAGGGAGACGAGCUGGCCCCGGAGGCGGGGAGCGGCAGCACAGGACGGUACAGUUACAGCUCCGGCCGUGACGCAGAGUCUCUGCAGACCUGCCCGGAGGAGCCCCCGGGCAGGGAGGACGACUCUGCUUUCACCCUGGACCUGGACUUAGGUCCGUCCAUCCUCGACGAUGUCCUACAAGUGAUGGAUAAGCUCCACCAGUGAAACAGCCAGCAUUCCCAUCUAGUUAGCACUUCCAUUAUCUAACGGGUACUCGCAAGAGUGACGUGACAGAAAAGGCAGAGGAACAACCACACACCACAACCAUAUGUAAUCUUUUUUUGAACUGCAAGAAUGUUCUUGGAUGCCUGUCCUUUGGCUUUAUUGACAAGAGCCACCAGAGGAGUUAAAUUGAAGUGUUAUCUCACUGCUUUGUGGCCAAACAGAGAAUGCGCAAUAGACAAUGAGACAACAGCCACAGAGCAGUCAACUGUGGAGUCUGUUUUUUUUGACAUCCCUCUGUCAAUCGGUUUAUAUCAUUGUACAGAUAGUAGAGGCAGCAGUUAUAACUUACUGUUAUGUCUAUGUUCCUUCCGUUUCUGGAGGGUAUUUUUGAACAAUGGGACACAAAACACAUUUGGGUAUGGUCUUAUUGUAUUCAUGUGUGUGCAUACCAAUAUUUUUGUGCUUCAUAAGGUAUAAUAUACUUUGACAGGUUCUGCAAGAGCCACAAUGUGUUCCUGUAUUCCCUUUUUCUAUGCAUAUUUAUAGAUAUGGGUAAGGGUUUUAUAAAUAUUCACGACAAUAAACAUUUUGAAAUUCAUAGUUUUUUGAAAUGCUAAUGCACCUCCUUCUGCAAAGCAAAAAAUAAAAGGCAAACCUUCCAAAAUUCCAUAA